AUGCGUCAGACCUGCAUCUUCUCCGGGUCCUCGCACCCUCACCUCGUCGAGUCAAUCUGCGAGCGUCUCGGCCAGAAGCCUUCUCAGGUCGAACUGAAGAAGUUUAGCAAUGGCGAGACAUCCGUCGAGAUCAAAGCCUCGGUUCGCGACCAGGAUGUCUUUGUCGUGCAAAGUGGGAGCAGCCAAAUCAACGACAAUGUCAUGGAGAUGCUCAUCAUGAUCUCUGCCUGCAAAGGCGGUUCUGCGCGCUCCAUCACCGCCGUUAUGCCAUACUUCCCAUACUCGCGCCAAUCGAAGAAGAAAGCCCACCGAGGAGCCAUCACUGCCCGCAUGCUUGCGAACCUCAUGAAAGUCGCCGGCGUUAACCACGUUAUCACGAUUGACCUACAUGCCUCGCAAAUGCAGGGGUUCUUCAAAUGUCCUGUCGAUAACCUCUACGCGGAGCCUCUCUUGGCCAAAUGGAUCCGAAUGAACAUCCGCGAUUGGCAAGACAGCGUUGUUGUGAGCAAGAACCCAGGCGGCACGAAGAGAGUUACAAGUUUGGCCGAUAAGCUGGGUCUGAGCUUCGGCAUCGUGACAACCGAUCAGAGGAAGCCCAAAAUGUCACCGAGCAUGUACAACUCAGCCAUCUUGGAGAGCCUGGGCGGAGACGGCACGAACGAUCGCGGGGCACUGGAAGACGAAGAUGCAGAAAGCAGGAUACACUCGCCAGAGCGCGAACCAGGAGCCCCAAAAGAGCACGACUGGGCACAAAAGCGCAACAUCAGCCCCAAGUCAGGCGCCGAGGGACAGAGACAGCCCAGCCGGCCAGGCCCACAGCAACGUGCAGUCACCUCGGUGCCUUCAUCUGUCCGAACCCGCUUGACCAACGGCGAACACGCUUCAAGCCCCCUGGCCCAAUCGACUCGCCCAGAAUCUGUCACCGAUGAGCAGAAAGAAGAAAACGACAAUCCAAGGGUACCAUUAAACCGUUCUACGACGAUCCCGACGUUGACCAACUCCCAAACUGUGGCCGAUGAGGAUGGAUAUGAAGAGCCCGAAGGUGAUGACGACUCAGACGAGCGGGCCAGAGAUGUCAUCACUGGUCGUUUGAUUCACGGUCACAUUGUCGACGACGAUGUUCCGUCGCCAAGCCUCUCGCAUUACUCUGGACGCCGUGGUCAUCGCUCUAGCGAGGAUGAAGAGACGCCAGACCACAUGACCCAAUCGUUCAUGUCUACAGCAUCAUCACGUUUCACUGGAGGGAACAAUGGAUCCAAUGCUGUGCACGGCUUGGGCGGUACGGGAGAUGCAACGCACUCGGACGAGGAAGAAGAGGAGAACCUUCAGAAUCCCGACAUCGAGACUCGCGUGACUCUCGUGGGCAAUGUCCGUGACAAGGAUGUCAUCAUCGUGGAUGAUAUGAUCGACAAGGCUGGUUCCUGGAUUGCCGCUGCAGAGACUGUUGUCAAGCGUGGUGGUGCAACGAGAGUAUACUGCAUGGCUACGCACGGUCUGUUUGGCGGCGAUUGUCUCCAGCAACUGGACGAGUGCGACGAGAUUGAAGCUGUGAUUGUCACCAAUGCUUUCCCGAUUCCAGACGAGAAGCGCCAUGGUAUCCGGAAGCUCGUCGUACUUGAUGUGUCUGGGCUGCUCUCCGAAGCUAUUCGACGAAAUCACCACGGGGAGAGCAUCAGCCAGCUAUAUCACCACUGGGACUGA
Messenger RNA from Zasmidium cellare ATCC 36951, 1701 nucleotides. RefSeq lists its product as uncharacterized. NCBI's taxonomy places the organism in Eukaryota, Fungi, Ascomycota, Dothideomycetes, Mycosphaerellales, Mycosphaerellaceae. Gene Ontology annotation, molecular function: ribose phosphate diphosphokinase activity; magnesium ion binding. Bases 1 to 1701 code for a protein of 566 amino acids. The transcript has 4 exons. The record is from RefSeq and is a predicted model, not a curated record. Gene Ontology annotation, cellular component: cytoplasm; ribose phosphate diphosphokinase complex. Gene Ontology annotation, biological process: ribonucleoside monophosphate biosynthetic process; purine nucleotide biosynthetic process; 5-phosphoribose 1-diphosphate biosynthetic process.